This is a messenger RNA of Sinocyclocheilus grahami, 2077 nucleotides long. RefSeq names its product annexin A1-like. Gene Ontology annotation, cellular component: nucleus; cytoplasm; vesicle membrane. Gene Ontology annotation, molecular function: phosphatidylserine binding; calcium ion binding; calcium-dependent phospholipid binding. The transcript is spliced from 13 exons. The coding region runs from base 478 to 1509 and encodes 343 amino acids. The record is from RefSeq and is a predicted model, not a curated record. Gene Ontology annotation, biological process: signal transduction; phagocytosis; cellular response to glucocorticoid stimulus. Lineage: Eukaryota; Metazoa; Chordata; Actinopteri; Cypriniformes; Cyprinidae.
GUCGUACACUGAAUGUGCACCCGUUGACGUCGGUGAAUGUCUCCAUGUACUGCGUGUGUUUUCUCCUGGUUCCUUUGAUGGCAAAUGAAGUCUCCUGCAUUGAUGUACUCCUGGGUUCCUCGCUCCGUGCUCUCUCACAGUAGUAACACCGUGACAAUAGAAGCAUGUGCAUGGUCUUGUGCUAAAUCUAGUGAACAAUGUCAUUCCAUGUAUAUCAUUUUUGUUUAGGCUUCAUAUUCUGUGACAGUUCAUCUUACACAAACCAAUAAUCCUGCAGUUUGAGGUGAAUGCAGCGCAAACAUUAAAUGACUAAAGACGGGUUCAACCAGAACAACCUGGUUUUAAUCCCUCCGCCCAGCCUAGUUUUUUGCACAUGUGUGUAAAGAAUAUAAGGCCCGGUUAUGUUCCUGAAAUGAUCCAAUUCAGAGCAGCUCUCACAGACUUCCCAGGGGAACAGCUUUUUCAAAGGUUUAAAAGAUGGCAUUCUUUAAGAAGUUUCUCCAGAAAAUUUGUGAUGAUGACAGCAGCACGGGUUUUAAAGGUGGUCCUGCAGGGACUGCAUACUUUGGAACAGUCAAGGCUGAUUCAAAUUUUAAUGCCCAAAAUGAUGCUGCAAAACUGAAGAAAGCCAUUGAGACCAAAGGUGUGGAUGAAGCCACUAUUGUGGAGUUGAUAGCAAAGAAGAGCAAUGCACAAAGACAACAGAUCAAAGAAGCUUAUCAGCAGAGCACAGGAAAACCUUUGGCAGAUGCACUGAAAAAGGCUUUGAAGUCAGAUUUUGAGGAAGUGGUCUUGGCCUUGCUGAUGACACCCCCUGAAUAUGACGCAUUUGAAAUGAAAAGAUCCAUGAAGGAUCUUGGGACAAAAGAGGCUGUCUUAAGUGAAAUUCUAGGGACCAGAUCAAACAAGGAGAUCACAGCGAUGAAAAUUACUUUUAAAGACGUCUAUGGAAAGCUGCUGGAGGAACAAAUUAAAGGUGAAGUUAGUGGAGAUCUCGAGACUACCCUGCUUGCACUUUGCAAGGCUACCAGGAGUGAAGAUUAUAAUAUUGACGAUGGGCUUGCAAAGAGUGACGCAAAGGUUCUGUUUGAGGCAGGAGAGAAUCGGGUUGGUACUGUUUGCUCUGUCCUAAUUAAUGUCCUCACAUCCAGGAGUGAAGCUCAGUUGUGUAAAAUUUUCCAGUAUUAUGGCAAAUACAGCAAGGAGGGUUUGGCCAAAGCACUGGAGAGUGAGCUUCAUGGAAACCUUGAAGACUGUCUGAUGACCCUGGUGAAGUCUGCUUGGAACAAACCUGCCUUCUUUGCAGAAAGCCUCCAUCUGGCUAUGAAGGGGUUAGGAACCAACACUGAUACACUGACUAGAAUCAUUGUGAGUCGUUCAGAAAUUGACCUGCUGAAAAUCAUUCAAGAAUUUAAGAGGAUGUAUGGCAAAACCCUUCAGGAGGCUAUUCUGAAGGAAACAAGUGGAGAUUAUGAGAAGAUUCUGCUGGCUCUCUGUGGCACUCAAUAAUCAUCUCUUACAUGUCUGAAUUAUGUGAAAAACAUCUGCAAAUUCAUUGCAUUGUUAUAUUACCUACCCAUGUCAGCACAACUUAAUCCCACAUAGUUGGUUUAUGAAAACUGUUUCAUUUAAAUUUGGAAAAAAGUCAGUCAUUGUGCACACUGUAAGUGUUAUUGUCAGUAUAAUAUUCCUAGCUACAACUUCAACUACUAUUUUCAUAGUAGAAAUCCAAGUGCUUAUUACAGUUUAUUACAACUGUAUAUUAUUAUUGUUGUUGUAACAAAUCACUAUGUAAUCCUGGCAAUAUUUUACAUUGCGAUGAGCAUAUCGGUUAGCAGUAUGUGAGAACUGUGACUUUAUCUGUGUUUCUAUUCUCAUAAUCAAAGAGACAAAUUCCACAACCAAUAAACUUCAGUUUAAAGCAUCUGCAUCUUAUGCAUUAUCUAGUGAACAAUAUCAUUGCAUAUGCAAGUUUCAAUGUAAGGUUUGUUUUGUGUUAGGUCUAGACUACAACUUGGGGUGAGCACAGCAAACACAUUAAAUGAUAGAUUAUCACAAGCUUUACAGACAGGUACAA